UUAAAGACAAAGAACUAAACGCUCUUUCAUCUUGUCACCUGUCACCUUGUCUUCUCUUCAUAUACUUCUCAAACAAAAUAAUUAGUGUAUCCUCUUUUCUUGCAAUCCACCUGAAAGAUAUAAACUUUAUAGCUUUAUCCUUUCCCAGUUUACACAUCUUUUCUUAGUUAAUUUAAUUUCUUCUGAGGCCAAAAUGGGAGUUGCAGGGACGUUGGAAUACUUAUCUGAAGUACUUAGCAGCGUUAAGAAACACAAGAAAAAGAAGCAAAUCACUACUGUUGCUGUCAAGGUUAGAAUGGACUGUGAAGGUUGUGCUCGUAAAGUCAAGAACGUUCUCUCCCGAGUCAAAGGCGCAAAAUCAGUGGAUGUGGAUUUAAAGCAACAGAAAGCAACAGUAACAGGAUUUGUGGAACCUAAGAAAGUGUUGAAGGCAGCACAAGCUACUGGAAAGAAGUGUGAGUUGUGGCCAUAUGUGCCAUAUAGUCUGGUGGCACAUCCUUAUGUAGCAGGAGUUUAUGACAAGAAGGCACCUCCCAAUUUAGUUAGAGCUACUAAUGAUCCAGCUAUUGCUCACUUAAAUCCAGUCGAAGAACAGUAUACUCUCAUGUUUAGUGAUGAAAAUCCUAAUGCUUGCUCCAUUAUGUAGCUAUAUUAAUAUUAGUAUACUUGUCUUAAUUUCUUGUAUUUAGUUUUUCCCUUCUAAUACAUCUACUCCUAAUAGGUUUGGCCUAGUUGGCGAGUCCUGGAUAUUAUAGGAUUCUGAAGAAACUAUCAGAAGUGUAUUUUAUUAAGGAGAAAUCGACUAUAUAUGUAUAA
Molecule: messenger RNA, 816 nt
Organism: Nicotiana tabacum (common tobacco)
Lineage: Eukaryota; Viridiplantae; Streptophyta; Magnoliopsida; Solanales; Solanaceae
Product: heavy metal-associated isoprenylated plant protein 24
Molecular function (GO): metal ion binding
Source: RefSeq, a predicted model, not a curated record